CCUUUUGCAUACUCGCUCCUGAGUCCCAACCAGCAUUCCCAGUGCCAUCACAACGACGUUGGGGCAUCACAACAACACCAUACAUCGCACACAUUCUGCAUCCAGUGCAGUACGUGCCUGUGCAACGCCGGCACCUCAUUUCUCCCGGGAUUCCUCUAAUGUUGGCUCGUACCGCCACCCUCAGGCUCGAGAACUCCGCGCUUCGUCUCUCGCGUUUCACUGGCGCAAACGUCGGCAGAAAGUCCAUUCCCGCUGUUUCCCGGCCCUGGGGUCGUCAGUUCGACCCACAAAGUCCACGUGAUUGGACGGCGGCGUGUCGCAAUCGCGAUUGGCAGAAGCGUGGCUUGGCGAUAAUAACCGGCGGAGAUAAGCGGCGGUUUGGCGGGGCAGCAGCGAUGGCUGGAACACCGGAGCCUGCAGCCGCUGCUGCUAUAGCGGGGACAACUUUAGCGGGAACAGCAGCUCCCAAAGCGCCACUAUCGCGUCGGAUCGUGAAUACAGACGAACCCGUUAUUGUACAGAUGCGUGACCUCAUGACGCUCAACCCUGACGUCAUGUCGCUAGGCCAGGGCGUGGUGUACUGGCUGCCACCAGAUGCAGUCUUAGCAGCGGCGCAGGCAGCCGUGCUCGACCCUGUGAGCAGCGGGUACGGCGUGGAUGACGGCACCAAGGAGCUGAGAGCUGCUCUGGUGGAGAAAGUGAAGGAGGAGAAUGGGCUGGUGGAUUCGUCUAUCAUGGUCACUGCUGGGGCCAACCAGGCGUUCGUCAACGUGGUGCUGACCCUCUGUGACCCAGACGAUGCAGUGGUGCUCUUCAAGCCCUUCUACUUCAACCACCGGAUGGCCUUUCAGAUGACUGGCGUCACGGACAUUGUGUACGGGCCGUGCGACCCAGAUACUCUGCAUCCCAGCGCUGAUUGGCUGGAGGAGGCGCUUUCUGGGAAGGAGGGCAGGAAGGUUCCCAAGGUGGUAGUGAUCACCAAUCCCAACAACCCCACCGGGACCUACGUUCCCGAGGACUUAUUGCGGAGAAUUGCUGCUAUAUGCGAGAAGGCUGGCUCCUGGCUUGUGCUGGAUAACACCUAUGAGUACUUCAUGUACGAUGGUAACCGCCAUGUGUGCAUGGAGGGCCCUCACAUCCUCAACAUCUUCUCCUUCUCCAAAGCCUAUGGCAUGAUGGGGUGGCGCGUCGGCUAUAUCGCAUACCCCAACUCCUCCCCUCGCCUCGGCCCCUCUCUGAUCAAAGCCCAGGACACCAUCCCCAUCUGCGCCAAUCUCAUUGGUCAGCAAGCCGCCCUAGCCGCCCUCCAAUCCGCUUCCGCCGGAAAGCCUUUCGUUGACCGCCUCAUCCAAACCCUAGCGCCGAACCUGGAACAGGCUCGGGAUGCCCUAGCUGUACUCACAGGUCCGGCAGUGGGGGGCCGGGUGUGGGGCGGGGAAGGGGCGAUUUACCUCUGGGCGAAGCUUCCCAAUGGUUGUGAGGAUGAUGGGGCGGUGGUGAGAUGGCUGGUGAGUGAGCAUGGUGUGGUGGUGAUUCCGGGGAGUGCGAGUGGUGCGCCCGGGCAUAUUAGGGUUUCUUUUGCGAAUUUACCUGCGGAAAAGUACAGGGUUGCGGCUGGGAGGUUGAAGAAGGGGCUUGAGGAGCUGGUGAAAGGGGGAGUGAAGUUUCCUCUUGAUCGGUAGAGAGCGUUUCUUUGUUACCUAAUUAGGUGGUAUUGUAUUACGGUAUUCAUAAUAUUGACGUACGAAGCCAAUAUUACAUUAGAUGGUUCUUUGUAGCCAAAGCACACGCAUAGGACACUCAUGCGCAAAGCCCUAUAAGGGUAUAUUAGACUUCAAGUGUAUCGUAAUCACCCGGAUAGACGCCCCUCCGUAGGACUAGUCCCAUAAACUUUAUCUCGUGCA
Closterium sp. NIES-67 is the source of this 1904-nucleotide messenger RNA. NCBI's taxonomy places the organism in Eukaryota, Viridiplantae, Streptophyta, Zygnematophyceae, Desmidiales, Closteriaceae. The record is from the annotation of a GenBank genome assembly.